Messenger RNA from Salmo salar (Atlantic salmon), 2520 nucleotides. RefSeq names its product heterogeneous nuclear ribonucleoprotein K. The record is from RefSeq and is a predicted model, not a curated record. NCBI's taxonomy places the organism in Eukaryota, Metazoa, Chordata, Actinopteri, Salmoniformes, Salmonidae. Gene Ontology annotation, molecular function: RNA binding.
CCCGCCCAGUUGCUAUAACGACUCUCACAUAGCUCUGCAUGAUUGGUAAAUCAAAGGUUCGUGCCCAGCGUCAGCUAAUUUGUCGACCUCUUACAUUUCUUUGAAGACGUGUUGACUUUGAGAGACAACUGAUAUACCCAAUCUCGAACCUGCCCUCUCCAAUCAGUGAAAGAAGACAGUAGACUGACUCCCUAUUUUGCUGUUUCACUGUAUUCGGAAGGUUUUGGUUGCUGACAAUUUCAGGACAAGAAAUUGCUGUGGAGAACGCGGUUUGGCUGAAGCAGAUCCACAGAGAGGAGCCUGUUCGCAUUUCACCGCUGGUGCAAGACAAUGGAGACAGAAAUCGAGCAGCAGGAAGAAGAGACCACUUUCAGCAACACUGACACUAACGGUAAACGCCCUGCCGAGGACAUGGAGGAGGAGCAGGCCUUCAAACGCUCUCGCAACACUGAUGAGAUGGUGGAGCUGCGUGUACUACUGCAGAGCAAAAAUGCUGGAGCUGUUAUCGGAAAGGGUGGCAAGAAUAUAAAAGCCUUACGCACAGACUACAAUGCCAGUGUAUCUGUCCCUGACAGCAGUGGCCCAGAGCGGAUCCUGAGUGUGAGUGCAGAUAUUGAGACUAUCGGAGAGAUUCUGCUGAAGAUUAUCCCUACUCUGGAAGAGUACCAGCAUUAUAACGGGAUUGAUUUUGACUGCGAGCUGCGUUUGCUGAUCCAUCAGAGUUUGGCCGGAGGCAUCAUUGGGGUGAAGGGUACCAAGAUAAAGGAGUUAAGAGAGAACACCCAGACUACCAUCAAGCUAUUCCAGGAGUGCUGUCCUCACUCCACUGACCGAGUGGUUCUGGUUGGAGGAAAGCCAGACCGUGUUGUCGAUUGCAUCAAAGUUAUCCUGGAGUUGGUAUCUGAGGCUCCUAUCAAAGGGCGCGCCCAGCCUUACGACCCCAACUUCUACGACGAGACAUACGACUACGGCGGCUUCACAAUGAUGUUCGAGGAGCGGGGCCGGCGGCCUAUGGGGGGGUUCCCCGUACGGGGCCGGGGUGGCUUUGAGCGCAUGCCCCCCGGCCGCGGCGGCCGACCCAUGCCCCCCUCCAGACGGGACUAUGACGACUUGAGCCCUCGCCGGGGUCCGCCCCCUCCCCUGCCAACCAGAGGACGUGGAGGGAGCCGCGCUCGAAACCUGCCCCUCCCCCUACCACCACCCCCAAGAGGAGGAGGGGACCGGUUCUCUCAUCAGAGCUAUCACGGCAACAUGGACGACAGACCAAACAGCGACAGGAGAGGAAGACCAGGAGACCGCUACGACAGCAUGAGUGGUGGAUACGGUGACAACACUUCCUCGUGGGAGCCCUUUCAGUCUGGUGGCCGAGGGUCAUACAGUGACAUCGGGGGUCCCGUCAUCACAACACAAGUUACCAUCCCCAAGGAUCUGGCCGGCUCCAUCAUUGGGAAGGGCGGGCAGCGGAUCAAGCAGAUCCGUCAUGAGUCGGGAGCGUCCAUCAAGAUCGACGAGCCACUAGAGGGCUCCGAGGACCGCAUCAUCACCAUCAAUGGAACACAGGACCAGAUCCAGAACGCCCAGUAUCUACUGCAGAACAGUGUGAAGCAGUACUCUGGUCGGUUCUUCUAAAGAGGGAAGAGGAGCCAAUCUGCCAUGCCUGUUCGCUCCCGCUAUUCAGAGCCAACAUUCCUCUGCUUUGGGUAGUUCUUUGCCCUCCACCCUGUCAUCUAACACCUUUUAAUAAGAAGUUUGGAAAUUCUCUCAAAGCUGUCGGAUGAGUGUAUCCCAGUUUAUUUUAUUUCUUUUUUUUUUGUUGCCUUGCUUGUUUUUUGGGGGUUUUCUUUCCGGAUUAUUCUGCUGUUCUGUACUUGGAGUAAACUAACCUGUCUGUGUUCACUCUUGGCCUCCCCUGAGACGCUCCUCCUCCCAGUCAGUACAGCAUGCAGAAUGUAAUCUUGUUUUGUAAGAAACAUUUUUUGAUUUAAAAAAAAUAUAUACAUUUAGCUUAAUUUUUUUCCCCCGCUGAAAGAUAAGGGGCUGUAUAAAAAUGUACAGUAAUCGUGUCAUAGGAUGAAUAAGAGUGCUAGGAUUGUUUCAUUUUGUUGGGAGACUGAUAGGGCUAAAAUAAAGUAUUGUUGAUUUUAAGUUUUCUACAUGAUUUCAGCUGGUUAACGGGGAGGGACUUGAUAUAAUUCCUUUAAUACAUAAUCAUUGACAUUUGGAUCCAUUUAGACUGGCUAAAGCCAGUUUCUUUUUUUUUUGUCGGUUUGUAAGCAUUUUUAAAAUUUUAGAUGGGAUCUUUGUAGACACCAGUCAGUUUGGGAUGGGAAUGCAGCCUUUCUUUCCAUAUGAGUGGCAUGUCACCCCUGUUAAUCUCUACCUGUCUGUGGGGUGUAGUAUCUGCUGCAAGUCUGAGUAAUAAAGUCUGUGCCACCAUUUACUAAACAUGUGGGGGGAGGUUUUGUGUUAUUUUUCCAUAUUUCCUAGAUGCAAUGAAUAAAAUGGUUGUAAUAAAAUCAA